Messenger RNA from Helianthus annuus (common sunflower), 549 nucleotides. RefSeq lists its product as uncharacterized. Gene Ontology annotation, biological process: rRNA base methylation. The record is from RefSeq and is a predicted model, not a curated record. Lineage: Eukaryota; Viridiplantae; Streptophyta; Magnoliopsida; Asterales; Asteraceae. Gene Ontology annotation, molecular function: rRNA (uridine-N3-)-methyltransferase activity. The coding region runs from base 1 to 549 and encodes 182 amino acids. The transcript has 2 exons.
AUGCCUAUGCCUCGGAAUAUCGUGGAGAGGCUAUACGCCAGUUGGCACAAGGUGUUGGUGGUCGGUGAUUCUAACUUUGUGUUCUCUAAUGGGCUCGCCGAGGUGUUGAAGCCCGAAGAGGGAAUGAUGAUCUGCAGUAGGCCUGAAAAUAUAGGAGACAAGAGCAUUAAGAGUACCAACAUUAUAACUCACCUGAAGAAUCUCAAAUGUCUGAACGUUCAAGUACUGGCCGAAGUAAAGCCCGAAAAGAUGCAUGAUGACAAGCGUAUAAGAGGUGACGAUAAGAAGUGUCUGAGGGUCUUUGAUAGGGUGAUUUAUUAUCACCCUCCCUCUUUUCAAAACGCAAAAGAGUUUGUGCUAUCUUCCACGAGCAUGAUCCACCGAGAAUAUGGAGAGGCUCAUAUGGUCAUGAAAGCAAAGGCCGACUACUCUGGUUGGGAUAUGAUCCAGGUUAUGAAGAGUCAGAGCGACCUGGUUGUUGAUGCCAUCACAUUUAAGAAUUUCGAGGACUUUGUACUUCAAUUCAAGCUCAUGGAGAAGGAAUUUUAG